This is a messenger RNA of Aureobasidium namibiae CBS 147.97, 1662 nucleotides long. RefSeq lists its product as uncharacterized. The coding region runs from base 1 to 1662 and encodes 553 amino acids. Lineage: Eukaryota; Fungi; Ascomycota; Dothideomycetes; Dothideales; Saccotheciaceae. The record is from RefSeq and is a predicted model, not a curated record. The transcript is spliced from 6 exons.
AUGGCUCUGGAACAGUCGAGUGUGUUUGUGAACGAUCUUGGACAGGCUGCUGCGCUUAUAGCAAAGUCGUCUUGGGAACGUACCGUGUCCGCAUGGCUCUAUGUGCCUCUCGGUGUGACCUGUAUUCUGGCCGUCUGCUUUGGUGUCCACUGUCUGAUAUCUCUGAGCUCGGUGUCGUUCCCUGCGUCUGUGGCUUGCAUGAUCGGUCUGUUCCUCAUACUGGUCUUGCUCCAAGGUAUACUAGGCGAUCGCAAGACAAAACAAAUUGUAGCCUUGAUUGAAAUUCCGUGCGGCUUCGCUUUACGAUAUAUCAACAUCUUCUUCUGUCCGGCGUUCGUUACCUUGCCUCUCAGUCCUGCCAUAAGCGGUGUCGAAGUCGCAAAAAUCAUAGCCGUGUUUAUCAUUGGAUAUGUCGCGGUUUUUGCUUUUACAGCAUAUAUGGUCCGAGGUCUACAGCUCGCUCUCGGCACAUCCAAGCGUGCCAUGACAGAGCGAGCUGAAGAACUUGGGCGUGAAGAUGACAACAUUCCACUAACUCAGAUGAGGCAUGACUCGACCGCUAGCGAGUUGCCCGCUGUGCAAUCGCUUUCAGCUCAGACUGCUCUGGACGAAUCAUCUACACCAUCUCCUCCGAACGGGAUCGCUGAUAUUCAAGCGCCUCUGAAGGCCAUGAAUCCAGACUCUGUGAUUGGCACUGGUGGACCACCCGUGGCCAGUAACGCAACUAUAUCCUCAACCGUUGGCACAUCAGUUCGUCACAACGCUGCACCUUUGACCCGUCCGCAACGCUGGGCUGCCUUUGUCAGCGUGAACUUUGACAUGCUAACUUAUGGCGCUCUGUUUCUCUUCGUUGGCAUACCUAUAUACUAUGGGGUCGGGUAUGCUAUGCCAGUCCAGCUGUCUCUUAACGUCGUCUUCUACUUUGCCGCCCUACGCCUACCUCCCAAAUAUAGGACAUAUCUGCAUCCCGUUUUGGUCUCAUCUGCAUUCACCAUCCUUGGAAUCUGGAUUCUUGCCCUCAUCCGACGGAACAGUCUCGCGGACGGAUUACACGCAUACACAACAAGCACAAAAUAUACGCAACUUUGGGACAACGACCAAGGCCUUAAGCCUCCAGGAGCAGGAGACAUGUUCGGCAGCGUCCUCGACGUCAGUAUCGUGGCCUUGGCUCUUCCCAUGUACAGAUACAGGAACGAGCUCAAAGCUCGAUUCGUGAGCAUCAUUGUGCCCAAUGUGAUUGUCUCAAUCGGAUCACUAUUUGCGUAUCCGGUGUUCUGUUACCACAUUGGAAUAUCUGCGCCGCGCGGUCUGGCAUUUGCAUCUCGAAGUCUGACGCUUGCUCUGGCGACACCGGCUACCAAUAACUUGGGUGGUGAUCCGUUUACUAUUGCGCCUCUGUGUAUUUUCAGUGGCAUAGCUGGUGUUAUAGUAGGACCAAUUGGUCUGGAUCUGCUCAGGAUUCCUAAAGAUGAUUACAUCACUCGAGGCAUAACCUUGGGAGCUAACAGCUCUGCUGUAGCGACAGCGCUACUCCUGACCACCGAUCCUCGAGCGGCUGCUUUCUCAAGUCUGAGCAUGGGAUUGCUGGGAACUAUCACAGUCGCACUUACUUCUGUGCCGCCUCUCGUCCACAUCAUCCGUAGUCUUGUAGGCUUGAGCUGA